UUUACUACAGCCGCUGUUAGUUAGUUAUUUGUAUGCGUCGUCGCGCGUUUUCCCACUGAGGCAACUGCAACGCGAAGUUGCAGCAACAGCAGAGGCAGCAGCAGCAGCAAUUGUUGCAGCAACAGUCGCAGCAACUGUUGCAGCAACGGCAACAGCAGCAACACAUCCUUCCUAAGCGUGCGCGCGCGCGUUUUAAAACGCGCGCAAAAAUCGCCUCGCGUUUUGGCGAUUCUAUUCUAUUCUCUUCGGUUUCCUUUUUUUUUUUUGCAUUUGCCGUUUGAGAUUUGUGCAUGUUCUUGGUGAAUUUGCUGCUGUUUCAGUCGCUAUCGCGAUCUUCUCAAGGCUGCACGCGUUUUCUGCUGACGCCGCCGUUUGCGUCGCUGUCGCGUCGUCAUCGCGUCUGCGUCGCGUCUACGUGUUCAAAGGCAGAAAUUCCUUUCAGUUCGUGCCGUUCGCCUUCAUAAUUCCCCCUAAUUAUCCGCCGCACUCUUAAUAUUUGCAACGUUUUUUCUACGUUAAUUUUUUUUUUUUCGGUGUUUUUGUGUAAUGUGCAAAAAGCGCACAAGAAAUAAACGCCACGUUUGAAAAUGCAUGCAUAACGCAUAUAAAGUUCAAGGAAGUCCGAAAGGCCAACACAUGAUAUAAAUUAAGGAAAUUGGUGGUCGACAAACAAGUAAAGAAAAUUGGAAAAUUUCAUGUAGAGACUGAUAUUCGGUUUUGUGUGCAAUAUUUAUCUUUGCCAGAGCGGUGUAAUAUUUGUGUUCUAUUUGCCGCUGCCUGCUGCAUAAGCAAACAGGCAGCGUAAGCUGUCACCGACAUGGGCAGUGAGCACUACUGCUUGAGGUGGAACAAUUACCAAUCCAACCUGUUAGGGGUGUUUAGUCAAUUACUACAAGACGGGAGCCUGGUGGACGUCACACUAGUUUGUUCAGAGGGCACAUCCAUCAGAGCCCAUAAGGUGGUCCUCUCGGCUUGUUCCUCGUACUUCCAGAGCCUGUUCCUGGAGCACCCCGAAAGACAUCCAAUUGUGAUAUUGAAGGACGUCCGUUUUGCCGAGCUGCAAACCUUAGUUGAAUUCAUGUACAAGGGCGAGGUGAACGUGCAAUAUUGUCAGUUGUCCGCGCUGCUCAAGACAGCCGAAUCCCUCAAGGUCAAGGGCCUGGCCGAGAUGACGAACCAGAAUACGACGCUGCGCGAACCGGAACGGGAACCGGACCGCUUGCGUCCGCAGGGCGGCGGCGGCGGUAGCGGCGGAUCCGCUCACAAGGCGGCCGACAGUCCGGCGGCUGCACUCGAUGCCACAGCGGCCACACAGGCGGCGACUGCCACGGCAACGGCAACUGCCGCGGCGGCAACAUCGACCUCAACCUCAGCAACAUCUGCGGCAGCAACGGCAGCGGCAACAUCUGCAUCCACAACGGCAACAGCGGCGGCGGGGAGUAGUAGUAGUACAACAACUACAACGGCGGCAACAACAACAGCAACCUGUGCCACAGCAACAACAUCCACGGCAGCAACAUCCUCAUCAUCCUCGGUGACAUCAGCAGCAGCCGCAGCAGCAGCAGCAUCUGGUGUUGCACACUCAGAGGAGGCGACCUCGUCAUCAACGUCCACUGGCGGACAGAAGCGGGAGGCUAGCGAUCGCAGCAGUCCCACGCCCGCCAAACGUUCCUCGCGAUCGUCGCAUCCAACGGACAAGGAGGAUGUGGCAGAGGAUCGAGAUCGGGAUCGCGAACGGGAACAGGAGCAACACCAGGCGGACGAGCUGCUGAGCGGUGAGCUGCUCGGUCGCAACUUAAAGGACGAGGAGGAAGACGAUGUGGAGGAGGUGGAUGAGCUGGACGAGAACGAUGAGACGCUGCUGAGGGAGCGCGACGAGGACGAGGACGACGAGGAUGAGGAGGAGGACACGCCCAUGCCGCUGGAUCUCUAUCAAAGACCAAAUGUUGAGGCAAAAAGUGUCGCAGCAGCAGCAGCAGCGCAGCAGGGCGGCAGCAACAGUCUCAGCGGCAGCAGCAACACCUGCCACACCAACAGCACCAGCGGCAGCAACAACAAUAAUAACAACAACAACUCCAGCAGCAACAACAACAACAACAACAACAACAAUACUAGCAGUGGGAAAACCUCAGCGGCCAGCAAUGGCGGUACAACGACAUCCGGCGGCACAGCGGACUCCGUGGUUGCGGUGGAUGACGAUGAUGACGACGAUGGUGAUCACCACCAUCAGCGACAGGUGAUUAACGAUCGAUUGGUGCAGGAUGUGGACGAGGAAGAUAUGGACGAUGAUGUCGUCGUGGUGGGCCCUGCCACCGCAAUGGCUAGGGGCAUUGCCCAGCGGCUGGCCCACCACAAUAUGCAGCGUCUGCAACACACGCACCACCAUGCGCCGCACCACCAGCACACGCAGCACCAUCACCAGCAACAGCACCACCAUACGCCGCACCAUCAGCAGCAUCAUACGCACUCGGAUGACGAGGAUGCCAUGCCCGUGAUUGCCAAGAGCGAGAUCCUUGACGAUGACUAUGACGAUGAGAUGGAUCUAGACGAUGACGAUGAGGCGGAUAACAGCAGCAACGAUUUGGGUCUCAACAUGAAGAUGAGCAGCGGUGCGGGCGGUGGCGUCGAUCUGUCCACCGGCUCCACAUUGAUACCCUCGCCAUUGAUCACCAUGCCAUCCUCAUCGGCGGUGGCGGCGGCGGCAGCUGCAGCAGCAGCCAUGGAAUCGCAGCGCUCCACGCCGGCCAUGUCAGCGGCCCAGGCAGCUGGAGCGGGCGCUUCGGACCUCAGUAUUGGUGGCUCCGGCGGUCGACCGGCGUCCAGGAGCUCACGCGACGGCGGCGGCAACGAUGGCGGCCGCGGAGGAGCAUCCUCCUCCAGCCUGCUGAGCCCGGGAACUGUGGCCAAUCUGCUGCCCGUGCAAUCGGUGCCAUUGAGUCUCAAGAAGGAGAUCGAUUGCAGCGAGGACGACAACAGCAGUCACAGCAGACACAUGCAACAGCGUUCGGCAUCAGCUGGCGGCGGCCUGGGCGGCGACCUUGACUACCGCGCCUCCCACGAGUCGCUGCUCCGCAACUUCAGCUCCCCAAUGAGCGCCAUGGCCGCCAGUCGCUGCCCCACACCCUUCGCCUUCCCCUUCUCGCCACUCGGCCUGAGCCUCUUCGACAUCGAUCCGUCCAGAAUUCUCAGCCUGCUGCACCACCAAACCUGGUUGGCAGAGGAGGCCCUCAGGACACGUGGCCUGUUGGCGGCGCCAAAGGACUUUCCGCACCGCUUCACCACCCUCAGCGACCUGCUGACCAAGGACUACCAGCCGAUGGUCACGGCCACGGCGACGGCGACCACCGCGUCCUCGACCAGUCAGGUGAGUGGCAGCCGUUCCGGCGACACUCCCUACAAGCACGCACAGCAACCGCAGCAACCUCAAGGAUCUGGUGUCGCUGCUCUCGGUGGCAGCCAGGCGACAGGAGCAUCAUUCAAUCUGCGCUAUCCCACGCCCACCGCCUUCUACCAGCAGCAACAGCAGCAACAGCAGCAGCAGCAGCAGGGUAAGGGUGCCAAGUCGUCGCCUUCGCCGCAGCAAAUGGCCACCAGCUCCACGACGGUCAUGUCCAACGAUUCUGGUGAGGAUAGCUGCAAGCGCAGCUCGGCGGACAGCGAUGAGGUGACCAUCAUGGAGCUGCCCAGCGAACGCAGUGCCCAGCUGUACAAGGAGUCGCUGGAGCAGCUGCUGCAGCGCCAGCGUCGCACACCCAUCCUGGCCGGUACGGGAUCUGGUUCGGGUUCGGUCACAGGAUCGGGAUCGGGAUCGGGAUCGGGAUCGGGCAGUGUUAUUGUUGAUGCCGCCGGCCUGAGGCAGUAUACCCAACUGUUGUUGGCUGGCGCCGCUGGGAGUGGUGUUUCCGAUCUGAAGGAGAAGAGCUCCUCGUCGUCCACCUCGUCCACGCCACCACUGCUGACGCAGCAGCUCAGCCAGAUGCUAAAGAGUCCCUCGGACACAUGCUCCUCGCUGUUCAGCUCCUCGGGUGGCGGCACAGGAUCGGCCGGCACGGUUGGCAUCACCGGCGAGACCAUCGAGGAGGAGACCCGCUGUGUGGUGUGCAAUGCGCACUUUCCGAACGUUUGGCUGCUGGAGCAGCACGCCGCCCUGCAACAUCCCCAUGUGGGACCCGGCGAGGAGAAGCCCUUCAUCUGCGAGCAGUGCGGCCAGUCGUAUCGCUAUCGCAGUGCCUACGCCAAGCACAAGGAGCAGAAUCAUCGGGCUCGUCUGCCCGCCGACAAGCUCUUCACCUGCGACGUGUGCGGCAUGCAGUUCCGCUACCUGAAGAGCUUCAAGAAGCAUCGCCUCAACCACGCCCUCGAGCGGCUCCAUGGCAAGAAGAGUGUCGGUGUGAUUGGACGACUGGGCGGUUCCGGUUCCGGUACGGGACCGGGUUCCUCGUCGAUGUCCGUCUCGGUGGCGGCGCCCGCUUCUGUGUCCGCCUCGGGUUCGGUGACCUCGGUGGAUCAGGAUGUGGUCACCAGCUCGCAGGAGCCCAUGCUGGCCGACGAGGGCGAGGAUCUGCGGGUGAAUGUGAAGCGGGAGGGUGGCUCCGAUGAGCUGGGCGCCGAGUCGCGGGCCAACGACAUCGAGGAGCACGAACAGGACAACACCGUCGACUCCGCGGGCAUCACGAUGCUCUACCAGGACAACAACUCCUCGGCCUCGGCCUCCACCAGCGCCACCGAGCCGAACAUUAGCAGCUCCGACGGCAUUCAUAGUACAAACAAGCGGUCGCGCAUGCACCACUUGGAAACGGAUCCCUCCUACCCACACCACCAUCACCACCACCACCACCAUCACCAUCAGCAGCAUCAGCAUCAGCAGCACCACCAGCCGCAGCAGCACCAACAGCACCACAAUCCGCAGUCGCAGUCACAGUCGCUGCCGAGCCACUUGGGUCACGUUUCACUGCCACUGGUGGCCACCUCGGCCGCCGGCUCCUCAUCCUCGGCGGCAGCCGCUGCCGUUGUGGCCGCUGCCCAGGCGCAGGCCAGUUCCGGCGGCAGCGGAAGCGGCGCAACCGCAAGCGGUGCACCUGGCAGCGGCAGCGUUGGCUCCGCAGGCAGCUCAGCUGCAGGCGGCGGCGGAGGCGGCGGCAUCAGUUCCCUCAGCUCGCUCACCUCCCUGAUCAACGCCGAGCGCAUUCCGAACGAGCAGUUCCUGGGACUCAAUCCGCAGGAGGCCUCCAUACUCAACUUCUUGCGCGUGGACGCCGCCGAGCGACAGAGGGACAAGCGACCUGCCACCUCGCGAUUCGCGUGCCCCUUUUGCGGCAAGUGUGUGCGCUCCAAGGAGAAUCUGAAGCUGCACGUGCGCAAGCACACCGGCGAAAGGCCGUUCGUGUGCCUCUUCUGCGGCCGCGCGUUCGGUGGCAAGUCGGACCUCACCCGCCACCUGAGGAUCCACACCGGGGAGAGGCCGUACCACUGCGAGUCGUGCGGCAAGUGCUUCGCACGGGCGGACUACCUAUCGAAGCACCUGACCACCCACAUCCACAAUGCGCCGCGCUGAGAUGAGGCGCGUAGGAGACGGCUCCUACGCAGAUAAGGAACCAGCUCCAGGAUCAGCCACACUCACACACACACAACACACACAAACACACACACACUAAAUACAGGAUGUAGUGAAGCCUAUGUAUAAAUCCAAUUAUUAACAGAAGCUCUACGUUAAGAUCGAUGUAACCCACACAUUUGUUCGCAAAUGAAUUUUUUUUUUUUUUUUCUUUGUGUGGUGCAAGCUAGAGAAAAACAAAAUUAAGGGCAACUAAUUAGCACGGGUAUUAAAGUGUUUAAGAUUCUGCAUAUACACCUAUCUCUCUAACAAAAAAAAAACAUAUAAAUAUUAUGUGUGAGUAGGGCGAUUAUAAGACGAUUAUAAUUACGGAUUAUAAUUAUUAACGUAGCACAAGGAUUAAGUUUUUUUUCUCCAACUAUGAUUAAGUGCAGAUGCGUACGAAAGGCGACUUGGUUCUGUGAGACAAAUUAUUUUAAACACAUUUUACGAAACAGCCACAAAACAAAUAGCAUCAGACAUUGCAAUACCAAUACCAAUAACAAUACCAAUUAAACAAAAUAGUCUGUAUUUUCUACCGAAACAAAUGGAAUGGAGAAGCAGCAUCUGCCGUUGAUAUACACAAUAGAUAAAAUAUAUUUAAUUUUACACCGAUCUAUAGAAGCUAACUAGCAACAAUUUGUACAAAACUAAGUAAAAAACCAAGCAAACUUUGCAAGGAUCAAUGCAAUAACUAAGUAAACUCUGUUACCUACCACAGAAAACAAUAAGCGAUAUGGGAUUUUAGUUAUGGGAACUAAGCCAACCACUAAUUACUGUGUACUACUGUGUAAAACAAUGUUUCAACGAUGCAAGUGCAAGCAUUAUUUAUUUUUCGGUUCACCGAUCUACGUAUAUACUACAACAUAUAUGUUCAAAAUGGAGGCGUAGUUGGUUUAUAGGAUUAUUGUAAAGCUAGGAGAUACGAAUGGGAUCUACCACCGUCAAUAGUUUAAUUUAUAUACAAAACAAAACAAAAUAAAACAAAUCAAAUCAAAGCGAAGCGAAGCGCAGCAAGGCAAAUCAAAACUAAAAACAAACAUAGCAACAAUUAACAAUUAACAAUUACCAAUAGCAAUUACAAUUUAAACUGCAACUGCAAACUGCAACUACAACAACACAAAACUAACUGUGAUCACAACAAGAAAGCAACAUUGAAGUUUUAACUAACCUACAAACAAAAGCUAAACAGGCAAGCAUAGUUUAUAGCGAUGGCAACCAUGGCAAGCAAUAGAGAAACUGGACGGUGCUGGCAACCCUGCAGCUGCUGCAUCGUCCAUCCGCUGGAAACGAAAUGUGCAAUUAAACAAUAAAAACAAUAAACUAGGGAAAGUCCAAACAUGAUUUCUCAACCGAUAUUUGCUUCAUUUUUAACAACUUAGUUUAGCAGACACACACACACACACAAACAGGAAAAUCAAAAAACAAAAACAAACAACCUUGAACCAAGAACAUCGAAUUAAAGUGUAAAAAAAAAGAAAAAUGAAGAAAUGAAUCCAAAAAACUCAAAUGCGUAGAGGAGUAGAAUUCAAAGUUUUUUGUAUUUAAUAAAUGUCUAACGCAAUAAGAAGAGAGUAAUGGGAAUUGCCGUACCAAAAAGAAGAAAAAGUGGAAAGUAAAAUAAACAAACACACUGAGAACAAAUCAAAGUAAAGUGGUAGAAGUAAAGUAAAUGAAAACUUUCACUGUGCCAAAAAGUUUCAAGUACCUCAUAAUUUAACUAAAUAUUAAAGAGAAGCAACUAAACCACACCGAAAACAGCCCACACAAUCCACACAAGCAGUCCACACACGAUCCACACGAUCCACAUACCCCAAAUAAUAAUUAUACAAACAUACAAUGCAUACAUACAUAUGUAUAUCCCGUAACGAAAUGAGUCUAGACAGGAAUUGUCAAAGCGUAUGAUUACAUAGAAGCUGAAAGCUGAAAGCGAAGCGUUAACUAAUCCUAAUUUACCAACCGGAGAGGGCUAGAGAAUAGUUAGUUAGAUAGAGAUAGAGAUAGGGAUAGCGAUAGACCUAGAGAUAGGGACGGAUAUAGAAUAGAGACAGAGACAGAGAGAGAUGGCGAUAGCAAGAGAGAGCGAGACAGAUAGAAGCCGAUUCAGCGCAUGUGGAGAUCUACCAUCCAAAGGGGAUCCACACGUAUCGUAUAUCGUAUAUCGUAUAUUGUAUAUCGCAUUAUCGUAUAUGAUGGGAUCCCCGAUUUUCGAUUAUUUUUUGUAAUUUAUUUAUGCUCCAGCAAACACAGUUCUGCCUACAAUUUCUCUCCAAACUUAAGUGUUCAAUCUUAGCGAAUAUGUAUGUAUAUAUAUUUGCCUUGGAAUGUAUAUGAUUAUGUGAUAGUUUAACUAAUUAACUGCACCCCUUGAGUUAUGCCUUUUUAGCAACAACCAUACAUACUUUGCCUAACUAAAAUACCUUGAUUGUAGCGAAAAGACAACAAAUCACUUGAUUUUCUUGAUACAUAUGCAUAUAUGCAUACAAAGUAUAAGUAAGUUUUUUCAAUUUCAAUUGUGUCAGUAUGUGAACCGUCAAAGAUCAGGGCCUCUAGCAAAUGUUAUAGUUUUAGUUCAUUAUUAUUAUUAUUAUUAUUGAUAAUCUGAUGUGAAUUUUUGAGUGAAACUUAUUAUAGAAUCACCAACUUUUGGUUCUCGAUUUCUCUUUGAAUUACUAUUUAUUUCCCAACUACAACUACACUGCAACUGCAACAACAAACAAAAAUCAAACACUGCCUUUUGUAAACACACAAAAAAAAAACCAGCAAGUAUAAUGCAAAAUUUGUAAUCUUACUUUUUUAAGUUACGCUUUUUUUUUAAAUUUUAAUUUUAGAUUUUUUAUGUUCACAUCACAAAUGCCGAUAAUCCAUUUGAAAAACUCUAUUUUACUUUACUCCUAUUUUUCCAAGCUCUACAUUAAGUUUUUAAGCACAAUAACUAUUACAAUAACAACAAAAACAACAACAACAAGCUGUGAGCUGUGUAUGUGAAUGAAUUAUUUGUAUGAAUAUUACUACAGUUAUGACACUCUUAUUAUUAUCAAAUUUUUUUUGGAAACACUUAUUAUUUUGGAAUUAUUAUUUGAUAGUAUUUAUUAAUAAAGUUUUUUGCAACGAACACAUUAUUAUUAUAAUUGUUUGACCACCUCGGGCACAUCCGUCGAUAUGAAACCAUCCGUCGAUUUUCACUUCCUUUGGUUGACCAACCCACUAUUUUGUAUGUUUAUAGUUGAAAAGUUGAAAAUGCGCCUUAAAUGAAUUUUAGGAAACUAAGGUAAGACAAGUAAGUGGAGGGGGAAAACGAAAUGUGUCAUAAAUACUCCAUUUCGGUAAGAUACAAAGCGUUUAAUGUAAUUAAGAAACCCCAAAAAAAAAUGGAAAGCAAUAUUAACAGAAUUAAUGAAAACCAGUAAAGCUAAAGUAAUUUUUUCUUAGGUGUGCGUGUGCAAGUAAAUGUUAAUGAGUAAUAACAAAAAAAAAAAGGAAAACUAUUAAAACCAUAAAAUGCAAAAUAAUCACCAUCAAAAUUAAGGCGAAAUUUAAUUGAAUAGCGAGUACUGGAAUUUUUUUGUGAAUGUGCAAAGCGGGAGGAGAUGAAAAAUUGAUUUUAAGCCAAAAAAAAAUUGGAGGGAUUUAAGACUCUUAUUUCGUAUAUACAUACAUAUACCUAUAUUACAAAUUUACCACGUAGGCAGUUUUUUUAAGGCAUUGACAACAUGCAGGAAAAUACGUGUAACAGAAAAUUACAUUACAAAAUUCGACAACGAAAACUUUUGGCAUUACAAAUUAAUGCAUUUUUAAAUACAAUAUUUAUUGAUAUACCUAGACUUAAAGCGCAGCAACAACAACCAGGCGAAAGCGAAGAAAAAUUCCAAAUAAGACGGAAACGGAUAGAAACAAAAAAAAAAAACAAAAACAAAACAAAAAACAUAAGAAAGAAAUCCAAAUAUUAUACAUAGAAUAUAUCUAUAUACAGAUACAUAAAUGUACACGUGGUUUUCGGUGUCUAUUACUUAUAUAAAUAGAUAUAUAUACAUACAUUAUAUACAAACAUCAUAUUAUAUACACAUGACGUGCAUAUUUUGAAACAAGAAAAAAACCAGAACCCACAAAAGCCCAAAAAAAUAAAUAUAAAUGUUGUUCAUUUGACUAAUACGCGGAAGCAACUCAACCAAACAAAAAUAUAUUCUAGCAUAUAUGUAAAAACAAAAACUAAUGGUAUUCCACUCCCACAUUGAUACACUCACUCACCACCAGGGACACCCAAAAUAGGGACAUUAGUGCAUUUACCUCUGUUUACUUCAUAUUUUCAUACAUGGUUUUAUUAUCAUGGAUUUCGUAAAUGCAUUAUAUAUACUGUUUAUCCGGCCGCAAAUCCUAGCAUAAUUAAAGAAAAACUCCUUUUGCAAGCUUUAUUAUCCUGUUUCAAACCGCAUCAGUUACUUCAGCUUGGGUGUCCCCAAAUCAUUUAGCAAAUACAUGAAAGUUUUAAACGUAAUAAUACAAUUUAACAAAAAUAAAACUACGAUUUCAUGAAAUUAAGACAAUUUCAAGGUUUCACUUGCAAAAAAAAAAGAAAGUAAAAGAAAAACGAAAAAGGAAAAUGCAUACCCAUAUAACAAUGUUCUAUAUUGUAGUCAAAAUCAUUUGAAUCAGUUUUGGAUACACUUUGAUUUAGUGUUGAGCAAAAUGAAAUGAAAUGAAACGACACUUUCGUUACGAUGAACAACAAUUUUAACUUGUCUAAAACCAAUUAAAUUGUUAACAGCAACUAACUCAUGUAUGUAAAUACAUUAAAUGGAUACCAUCUCAAAAAAGGAAAACCACAAAAUAUACAAAAAACAAAGGCGAUUGCAAAAACGAAAACGAAAAUGAAAGAUUGAAGAUGGAAGAUGGAUAGCAGAAGCAUAAUAAACAUAAAAUGUAGUACAUGCAAUAUAUUUUUCGGUGUUAGGCGUCUUUUUGAGAUUUUUACAGAAUACCAGACAAAAAAAGUCCCUCAAACAAAAUCUAUAAUAAAAGUAUAAUAUUUCAUUGUUGAUGUUGUGAGCAAACUAAAGGAAACUAAACCAAACCAAACCAAAUCAAACCAAACUAAAGUAAAUUGUAUUUAUUUCUCCUACUCUCUCAACAGUCUCUCUCACCUAAGCUCUAAACUUUAGCUGUCGUGUCUCUUUAAAUAUUUAUAGGGGUUUAUAAGGUUUAUAAGUCGUAGGAGAUGGAGAUACAUUUUUUUUUUUUUAUAUAUACAUAAACAAACAAGCGAUUCGGUGUCUACAAAUUAUACGAAACCUAAGAUGCAACUAAGGAAAACAUUUUUAGAUCAAAUUCGAGUGGUUAAACGCAGUUGAAUGGCUGGAGUUGAGAAGUGGAGUGGCUGGAGUGGCAAUUUGCGAAUGGGUGGAAAUACUUAGCAAUAAUUCUGAAAUGACCUCAAUCAAAUAUUUUUUAAAUUUUAUAUAUUUUAGUCGUGCAAAAGGAAAACCUAAAUGUGUAAAUAAAAACUUUAAAUACAUACAAAUCGAAAUAGCAAAAUAAACAAAAUGUAAAACAAAAACAAAACAAAACAAACUAACUAAAAAAAAAACACAUAAAAAUGUCUCUCGAACGAACGAAGAAAGAAUGUGAUAUUUUUCUAAGGUGUACUACAAAACAAAAUGAUGAAAACAAAAAUCAAAGAUGCAACAAUUCGAAUAAAAUAUUUAACACUUUUACUGAGAACCAGAAAUAGAGCAAGCCCACAUAAAAUAGAACAAAUUGCAAUAGAGACUGAUUUUUGACAUCAUCUCAUCGACAUUUUCACCAAUUCACCAAUUCACCAAUUACGAAUACGAACAUUGUCAUCAAACCCAACAACUUUUACUGCAGUUACAUUUUUGAAUAGUGAAAAAAAACUGGUUAAAUGGCUCCAUUGAUUUUCCAGUCUGCAAGGACGAAGUGAAUUAUUUCCUAGCAUGGUUUUUUGCUCCAAAUCGCAUGGGGUAAUUAUAUUUUCCACUUCAAAGUAGGGGCUAUAGAUCCAUUUGAGUUCUUCGAUUGCACAGGAGAGUAGGGGAGUAUAUGGAAGUAUGGGUGUGAAAGGUGCGGAAUUAAUGGAACCAAUUCGGGACGCAUUGCGUCAAGGUCACGGUCAAGGUUAAGGUUUACAGAUGCGACUUACAAGCAAUGUUAGUGUAGGCGUGGCAGGGCGUGGCUGGGCGUGGCUGGGCGUGGCAGGGUUGGGUGCAUUCGCACAGAGUUGUAAUUAUUUUUGUGAUAAAAUCCGAAGCGCAAUUUUUUUCUCCAACUGUAUGGUAGGUUAGAGGUCUGUACAUAGGCGGGGGGCUAAGAGGGAGAGAGAGAAAUGGGGAGAGAGGGGGGCCAGAGGUCAGGGGUAAGGGGUCAGGCGGGUUGAGAGUAUGUUUAUGAAGGUGCUACGAACAAAGACGUAAUUGAAAAUGUGAUACAGUUUUUUCCUUAACCUAUUUAUUGAACGGAGCAGGGGACGGAAACGGAAAUGGAACGGAAACGGGAACGGAAGCGGAAACAGAAACACAAGCAGAAAAACGGAACGAUAACGGAAGCGGAAGGAGCUUAGCAAUAUGCUUUACAAGCAAACAGAUUUCUAUUCCACAGUUUUAAUGGUUUUUUACGGCAAAUGUGAACGGAACGGAAAGUGUAGUGGGAUAUUUUAUUCGGUUCAUUUCAACCUUACUUCGUUGACACAGAAAAUCGAGACACCACAGAGAAAAAGAAAAACAAACCGCAACCACAACAAAAACGAAAACGAAAACAAAAAACAAAAAUCAAACAGCAGAAAAAGGGCAAGAGAUGUAUUGGGGAAAAUUGUAAAAAAUUUACACUUUAGGAAAAUCUCUAAAUUUUAAGCUUUCGGUGUUUUUAAACCAAACAUAAAAUUAACAAAAAAAGCAAAAACGGAAAAGGAAAUGCAAAUGCGCAAAAAAAAAAUACAAUAAACAAUGGAAAACGUAUGAAAUUAACAAGAAGAAAACAAAAAUUAGCGAAAACACACGAAAAAUUUAUAUAUAUACAUAUAUAUUUCGAUAUUUAAAACUUCAUUCGGAAAGAAAAGCAAAAAAAACAUUAACAAUUUUGAGCAAACUCUCGGUGUUUUAAAAUUAAGCGCAUGCAAAACCACAUUACACUAAACAAUUAACUAAACCCAGAGUAAACAAAAUAAUAAGUUAAGCAAACAGACGUAAACCAAAAACAAAAACCUCUUUCACUUUCGUGUCUUUGACUUAAAACCAAAAAAAAACUAAAGCGACAAAAUAAGCAGAAAAAAAACCAAAAACAAAAAAUAUUAAGCAUAUUUUUAAAAUGUAAUUUAGCACAAAACCAAAACAAGACAAAAACGAAAACGAAAAAAAAAACUAAAACAAAAACAAAGCGAAAACGCAAAAAAGAAAACACAAUUUUUAAACUACCAACGUAUUGAUGUGUAUUUGAUAACAAAAUCAAAAUUGUAAUGAAUUGAACAGGACAUAAAUGGAAAACCAAAACAAUUUGAAAUGAAACUAAUCAAAUUAAACAAACCAUUUUUUUCACAUCUCUCAGAUAUUUUGAAUCUUACGUUUUUCGGUUUCGAAUUCAAAUCUUGCGUUGAGAACGAUUAUGAAGGAAAACUUUUACAAAACUACGAAAUGCAAUGCCUGCCAAAGAAUUAAUGUUUUUAAUGCGAAAUGCAAAGGGAAACGAUAAACAAAUAUUACUUAUAUGCAACCAAAAACCAACAACAACAAAAGUUCAAUAAAGCCGUUCCAACAAAAUGAAACCACGUAAAAACUGAGAACAAAAAAAAAACAAGCAACAAAAAUCAAACUUGUUCGGAGAUCUUUUGCGUUUCCUUAUACAAAGACAUUUACGAUGACUAGAAACCAAAAAAAAAAACAAAACAAAACAUAAAAAUAAAAAAUCUAAAUGAAAACUACUGAAACACGAAAAUUUUUUUUUUUUGCCACUCAAUUAAUGAAUGCAAAAAUUAAAUGUGAAAAUCAAGAAAAACUAUUUGUCGUGUACAAGUAAACUUAUUUGUAUUCCACUAGUAAAGUGACAUGUUUAUUGGUUUUAUUUUAAAACAAAACAAAACACCACCAUUUUUAUGCAUUACAUUAUAAAAAGAAACAACAAGCAAAUAAAAUACAUUAAAAAAAGGC
This is a messenger RNA of Drosophila yakuba, 13746 nucleotides long. It is a transcript of the gene mamo, whose product is annotated as pneumococcal serine-rich repeat protein. Bases 818 to 5554 code for a protein of 1578 amino acids. Lineage: Eukaryota; Metazoa; Arthropoda; Insecta; Diptera; Drosophilidae. The record is from RefSeq and is a predicted model, not a curated record. Gene Ontology annotation, cellular component: nucleus. The transcript is spliced from 9 exons. Gene Ontology annotation, biological process: regulation of transcription by RNA polymerase II. Gene Ontology annotation, molecular function: protein binding.